Colletotrichum truncatum is the source of this 2190-nucleotide messenger RNA. Lineage: Eukaryota; Fungi; Ascomycota; Sordariomycetes; Glomerellales; Glomerellaceae. The record is from RefSeq and is a predicted model, not a curated record.
AUGGGUCGGAAGCAUGUACCACAGCCGCUGACGCUGUCUGAAUCCCAAGCUGCCGACCAGCAACCUGAAGACGUCCCGCGCUCUGCUGAAACCCUCGUCUCUACUGCUCCCCCAAGCGCUGGCUCCAAAUCGCAAUCUUCUCCCAAAUCUCCGCGUUCUCCCUUUAGGUUCACUCCGAGAAGGCGCAGCACCAGUCGCAAGCAAUCUCUACAGCUGGCUGACGAGCAUCGAAACUUUGAGGACAUCAACUUUGAGCGGUAUCCGCCCAUUUCUUCCGCCCUGCACCGCGCGUCAGUAGAUACGGGUCCUCGCCAGCAUCACCAACACAACCCAAUUAGCCCCCGUUCGCCGCACCGCCUCAAUCAUCCCUCCCCCGGCACCUCCAACAAGCCAUCCAAAGGCGGCUUCUUCUUCAAUUUCACAAAGGCCUCCAAAUCGUCCCAUUCUGUCAGCUCUUCACCGUCGUCCUCUCACGACCAGCAUCAACUGCCACCAUUACCACCAUUACCACCAGUACUGCGCCAGAACCACCAACAGAACCCGACUCAAAACCCUGACUCGGGAGGCGAAACUAUGUCGAGGGGCCCCGACAAUGCUCCCUUGAGCACCCAACCCACCCAACCUACAGAAGAUUCAUCUUAUGCUGAGAACGCCGUCCAAAAACCCGCACCCACCCUGCCGUCCAGGUCCGACGUGUCAUUAGCAUCCGCUGCCGACUACGAUCCCGCCGCCUCUCAACCCUCCUCCUCAAAGAAGGGCAAGUCGAAACCGUUCGGUCUGCUAAGCCGUAGCAAGUCGCUUCGCGACAAGGACCGCGAAAAGGACGGUUUCAACGCUAGAGACAAGCAACCUAGCCCUGUACCUAAUCCGAUCACUGAGCCCGAACCAUCGCAUAUCCCUCUCGACCACGGCCAUCCGCGCAAGACGUCGGCACCGGCACCAGAUAGGUUAUUGAAGGAAAUGGUCAAUUCGACGGUGCAAAACCGUUCGGAAGACCGCGGGCCGUCGCGAGACAUGGGGGGCAAGGAAAGCCAAAAGGAGAGGGGGAAUAAGGAGAAUCAGAGAGAAAGAGAGCACCAUCCCCGGCAGAAUUCCUCUUCACAAAACGGUGGCUUUUUCGGUGGUCUGAAGAGUGGUAGAGACAUGAUUAGCAGUCGCCUAUUUGGAAAGGGAAGCCGAAGCGGCAGCACGACGGAGAGGGAACCCGUCAUCGAUGAUGAGCAUUAUGUGCUCAAGACGAUUAACCUACCUCUGGUGGAGCAGACACGCCGCACUCGCAUCUCGAAACGCUUGGAGGACUCCAGAGACAAGACUGAGUUCUGGAUGCCUGCAUUCCCGUGGCGCGCAAUUGACUACCUGAACUAUAAGGGCUGCGACGUUGAGGGCUUGUAUCGCGUGCCUGGGAGUGGACCGCAGAUUAAAAAGUGGCAGAGAAGAUUCGACGAAGAGUACGAUGUAAACCUGUUUGAGCAGCCUGACUUAUACGAUAUCAACAUUAUUGGCUCCAUGCUAAAGGCCUGGUUGCGAGAGCUGCCAGAUGAGCUCUUCCCUAAAGAGGCACAGGAACGUGUUGCGAGAGAAUGCGCCGGCUCCGAAACCGUUCCCCCACUCCUUAUCGAGGAGCUGUCCAACCUAUCGCCAUUCAAUUAUUACCUUCUCUUCGCCAUCACCUGCCAUCUCAGUCUCUUGUUGGCGCACUCUGACAAGAACAAAAUGGACUUCAGGAAUCUUUGCAUUUGCUUCCAACCCUGCAUGAAAAUCGAUGCCUUUUGUUUCAGAUUUUUGGUUUGCGAUUGGCGUGACUGCUGGAAAGGUUGCAAGAACGAGUCUAAGUAUAUCGAGGAGGAGUACCAACUUUUCGACCAGCCGCCUCCAAAGGGGCUAUCGGAACCUCGCAAGCCGUCUCGUGAGACUGCCAAGGAACCCACGCAAGAGGAGCCAGCAAUUGUUAUAGAAAGAGCUGCUUCAUCAUCUGCUAGCAGCAAACAUUCAAACGCCAGCACCGAGCAACCCAAAGAUAGACGGCUAAAAAAAAAGCCCCUCCAACUCUCUGAGUCCAACGGCAGCGUUGCAUCCAACUCCACAAUGUCGACAACUCUGACCAUUGACAGCGGUCGUGAUGUGCCGAGAGGCUCAAACGACUUGCGACCUUUGUCGCCUAUCAAACCUCUAUCCCCCCUUGGUUUCUGA